AAGCUCAGCGCACUUGGCUUAAGGGGCGGCGCGCUCCCUGCCUGCUGCUGGGCGGAGGGAAGGCGGCAAGAGCUGCGGAGCCCCUGGAAGAGCUUCCAGGAACCCUGCGCUGUGGGAUAAAGGAAUGAGGUUCAGAAAGGGGCAGGGAGUUGCCCGCAGCCGCACCGCACGUCUUCAGCCCGACCGUUGUCCUGACCUCUCUGUCCCGUCCCCUGCCCAGUCUCACCAUGGCCUUCUGGACACAGCUGAUGCUGCUGCUCUGGAAGAAUUUCAUGUAUCGCCGGAGACAGCCGGUCCAGCUCCUGGUCGAAUUGCUGUGGCCUCUCUUCCUCUUCUUCAUCCUGGUGGCUGUUCGCCACUCCCACCCGCCCCUGGAGCACCAUGAAUGCCACUUCCCAAACAAGCCACUGCCAUCGGCGGGCACCGUGCCCUGGCUCCAGGGUCUCAUCUGUAAUGUGAACAACACCUGCUUUCCGCAGCUGACACCGGGCGAGGAGCCCGGGCGCCUGAGCAACUUCAACGACUCCCUGGUCUCCCGGCUGCUAGCCGAUGCCCGCACUGUGCUGGGAGGGGCCAGUGCCCACAGGACGCUGGCUGGCCUAGGGAAGCUGAUCGCCACGCUGAGGGCUGCACGCAGCACGGCCCAGCCUCAACCAACCAAGCAGUCUCCACUGGAACCACCCAUGCUGGAUGUCGCGGAGCUGCUGACGUCACUGCUGCGCACGGAAUCCCUGGGGUUGGCACUGGGCCAAGCCCAGGAGCCCUUGCACAGCUUGUUGGAGGCCGCUGAGGACCUGGCCCAGGAGCUCCUGGCGCUGCGCAGCCUGGUGGAGCUUCGGGCACUGCUGCAGAGACCCCGAGGGACCAGCGGCCCCCUGGAGUUGCUGUCAGAGGCCCUCUGCAGUGUCAGGGGACCUAGCAGCACAGUGGGCCCCUCCCUCAACUGGUACGAGGCUAGUGACCUGAUGGAGCUGGUGGGGCAGGAGCCAGAAUCCGCCCUGCCAGACAGCAGCCUGAGCCCCGCCUGCUCGGAGCUGAUUGGAGCCCUGGACAGCCACCCGCUGUCCCGCCUGCUCUGGAGACGCCUGAAGCCUCUGAUCCUCGGGAAGCUACUCUUUGCACCAGAUACACCUUUUACCCGGAAGCUCAUGGCCCAGGUGAACCGGACCUUCGAGGAGCUCACCCUGCUGAGGGAUGUCCGGGAGGUGUGGGAGAUGCUGGGACCCCGGAUCUUCACCUUCAUGAACGACAGUUCCAAUGUGGCCAUGCUGCAGCGGCUCCUGCAGAUGCAGGAUGAAGGAAGAAGGCAGCCCAGACCUGGAGGCCGGGACCACAUGGAGGCCCUGCGAUCCUUUCUGGACCCUGGGAGCGGUGGCUACAGCUGGCAGGACGCACACGCUGAUGUGGGGCACCUGGUGGGCACGCUGGGCCGAGUGACGGAGUGCCUGUCCUUGGACAAGCUGGAGGCGGCACCCUCAGAGGCAGCCCUGGUGUCGCGGGCCCUGCAACUGCUCGCGGAACAUCGAUUCUGGGCCGGCGUCGUCUUCUUGGGACCUGAGGACUCUUCAGACCCCACAGAGCACCCAACCCCAGACCUGGGCCCCGGCCACGUGCGCAUCAAAAUCCGCAUGGACAUUGACGUGGUCACGAGGACCAAUAAGAUCAGGGACAGGUUUUGGGACCCUGGCCCAGCCGCGGACCCCCUGACCGACCUGCGCUACGUGUGGGGCGGCUUCGUGUACCUGCAAGACCUGGUGGAGCGUGCAGCCGUCCGCGUGCUCAGCGGCGCCAACCCCCGGGCCGGCCUCUACCUGCAGCAGAUGCCCUAUCCGUGCUAUGUGGACGACGUGUUCCUGCGUGUGCUGAGCCGGUCGCUGCCGCUCUUCCUGACGCUGGCCUGGAUCUACUCCGUGACACUGACAGUGAAGGCCGUGGUGCGGGAGAAGGAGACGCGGCUGCGGGACACCAUGCGCGCCAUGGGGCUCAGCCGCGCGGUGCUCUGGCUAGGCUGGUUCCUCAGCUGCCUCGGGCCCUUCCUGCUCAGCGCCGCACUGCUGGUUCUGGUGCUCAAGCUGGGAGACAUCCUCCCCUACAGCCACCCGGGCGUGGUCUUCCUGUUCUUGGCAGCCUUCGCGGUGGCCACGGUGACCCAGAGCUUCCUGCUCAGCGCCUUCUUCUCCCGCGCCAACCUGGCUGCGGCCUGCGGCGGCCUGGCCUACUUCUCCCUCUACCUGCCCUACGUGCUGUGUGUGGCUUGGCGGGACCGGCUGCCCGCGGGUGGCCGCGUGGCCGCGAGCCUGCUGUCGCCCGUGGCCUUCGGCUUCGGCUGCGAGAGCCUGGCUCUGCUGGAGGAGCAGGGCGAGGGCGCGCAGUGGCACAACGUGGGCACCCGGCCUACGGCAGACGUCUUCAGCCUGGCCCAGGUCUCUGGCCUUCUGCUGCUGGACGCGGCGCUCUACGGCCUCGCCACCUGGUACCUGGAAGCUGUGUGCCCAGGCCAGUACGGGAUCCCUGAACCAUGGAAUUUUCCUUUUCGGAGGAGCUACUGGUGCGGACCUCGGCCCCCCAAGAGUCCAGCCCCUUGCCCCACCCCGCUGGACCCAAAGGUGCUGGUAGAAGAGGCACCGCCCGGCCUGAGUCCUGGCGUCUCCGUUCGCAGCCUGGAGAAGCGCUUUCCUGGAAGCCCGCAGCCAGCCCUGCGGGGGCUCAGCCUGGACUUCUACCAGGGCCACAUCACCGCCUUCCUGGGCCACAACGGGGCCGGCAAGACCACCACCCUGUCCAUCUUGAGUGGCCUCUUCCCACCCAGUGGUGGCUCUGCCUUCAUCCUGGGCCACGACGUCCGCUCCAGCAUGGCCGCCAUCCGGCCCCACCUGGGCGUCUGUCCUCAGUACAACGUGCUGUUUGACAUGCUGACCGUGGACGAGCACGUCUGGUUCUAUGGGCGGCUGAAGGGUCUGAGUGCCGCUGUAGUGGGCCCCGAGCAGGACCGUCUGCUGCAGGAUGUGGGGCUGGUCUCCAAGCAGAGUGUGCAGACUCGCCACCUCUCUGGUGGGAUGCAACGGAAGCUGUCCGUGGCCAUUGCCUUUGUGGGCGGCUCCCAAGUUGUUAUCCUGGACGAGCCUACGGCUGGCGUGGAUCCUGCUUCCCGCCGCGGUAUUUGGGAGCUGCUGCUCAAAUACCGAGAAGGUCGCACGCUGAUCCUCUCCACCCACCACCUGGAUGAGGCAGAGCUGCUGGGAGACCGUGUGGCCGUGGUGGCAGGUGGCCGCUUGUGCUGCUGUGGCUCCCCACUCUUCCUGCGCCGUCACCUGGGCUCCGGCUACUACCUGACGCUGGUGAAGGCCCGCCUGCCCCUGACCACCAAUGAGAAGGCUGACACUGACAUGGAGGGCAGUGUGGACACCAGGCAGGAAAAGAAGAAUGGCAGCCAGGGCAGCAGAGUCGGCACUCCUCAGCUGCUGGCCCUGGUACAGCACUGGGUGCCCGGGGCACGGCUGGUGGAGGAGCUGCCACACGAGCUGGUGCUGGUGCUGCCCUACACGGGUGCCCAUGACGGCAGCUUCGCCACACUCUUCCGAGAGCUAGACACGCGGCUGGCGGAGCUGAGGCUCACUGGCUACGGGAUCUCCGACACCAGCCUCGAGGAGAUCUUCCUGAAGGUGGUGGAGGAGUGUGCUGCGGACACAGAUAUGGAGGAUGGCAGCUGCGGGCAGCACCUAUGCACAGGCAUUGCUGGCCUAGACGUAACCCUACGGCUCAAGAUGCCGCCACAGGAGACAGCGCUGGAGAACGGGGAACCAGCUGGGUCAGCCCCAGAGACUGACCAGGGCUCUGGGCCAGACGCCGUGGGCCGGGUACAGGGCUGGGCACUGACCCGCCAGCAGCUCCAGGCCCUGCUUCUCAAGCGCUUUCUGCUUGCCCGCCGCAGCCGCCGCGGCCUGUUCGCCCAGAUCGUGCUGCCUGCCCUCUUUGUGGGCCUGGCCCUCGUGUUCAGCCUCAUCGUGCCUCCUUUCGGGCACUACCCGGCUCUGCGGCUCAGUCCCACCAUGUACGGUGCUCAGGUGUCCUUCUUCAGUGAGGACGCCCCAGGGGACCCUGGACGUGCCCGGCUGCUCGAGGCGCUGCUGCAGGAGGCAGGACUGGAGGAGCCCCCAGUGCAGCAUAGCUCCCACAGGUUCUCGGCACCAGAAGUUCCUGCUGAAGUGGCCAAGGUCUUGGCCAGUGGCAACUGGACCCCAGAGUCUCCAUCCCCAGCCUGCCAGUGUAGCCGGCCCGGUGCCCGGCGCCUGCUGCCCGACUGCCCGGCUGCAGCUGGUGGUCCCCCUCCGCCCCAGGCAGUGACCGGCUCUGGGGAAGUGGUUCAGAACCUGACAGGCCGGAACCUGUCUGACUUCCUGGUCAAGACCUACCCGCGCCUGGUGCGCCAGGGCCUGAAGACUAAGAAGUGGGUGAAUGAGGUCAGAUACGGAGGCUUCUCGCUGGGGGGCCGAGACCCAGGCCUGCCCUCGGGCCAAGAGUUGGGCCGCUCAGUGGAGGAGUUGUGGGCGCUGCUGAGUCCCCUGCCUGGCGGGGCCCUCGACCGUGUCCUGAAAAACCUCACAGCCUGGGCUCACAGCCUGGAUGCUCAGGACAGUCUCAAGAUCUGGUUCAACAACAAAGGCUGGCACUCCAUGGUGGCCUUUGUCAACCGAGCCAGCAACGCAAUCCUCCGUGCUCACCUGCCCCCAGGCCCGGCCCGCCACGCCCACAGCAUCACCACACUCAACCACCCCUUGAACCUCACCAAGGAGCAGCUGUCUGAGGGUGCACUGAUGGCCUCCUCGGUGGACGUCCUCGUCUCCAUCUGUGUGGUCUUUGCCAUGUCCUUUGUCCCGGCCAGCUUCACUCUUGUCCUCAUUGAGGAGCGAGUCACCCGAGCCAAGCACCUGCAGCUCAUGGGGGGCCUGUCCCCCACCCUCUACUGGCUUGGCAACUUUCUCUGGGACAUGUGUAACUACUUGGUGCCAGCAUGCAUCGUGGUGCUCAUCUUUCUGGCCUUCCAGCAGAGGGCAUAUGUGGCCCCUGCCAACCUGCCUGCUCUCCUGCUGUUGCUACUACUGUAUGGCUGGUCGAUCACACCGCUCAUGUACCCAGCCUCCUUCUUCUUCUCCGUGCCCAGCACAGCCUAUGUGGUGCUCACCUGCAUAAACCUCUUUAUUGGCAUCAAUGGAAGCAUGGCCACCUUUGUGCUUGAGCUCUUCUCUGAUCAGAAGCUGCAGGAGGUGAGCCGGAUCUUGAAACAGGUCUUCCUUAUCUUCCCCCACUUCUGCUUGGGCCGGGGGCUCAUUGACAUGGUGCGGAACCAGGCCAUGGCUGAUGCCUUUGAGCGCUUGGGAGACAGGCAGUUCCAGUCACCCCUGCGCUGGGAGGUGGUCGGCAAGAACCUCUUGGCCAUGGUGAUACAGGGGCCCCUCUUCCUUCUCUUCACACUACUGCUGCAGCACCGAAGCCAACUCCUGCCACAGCCCAGGGUGAGGUCUCUGCCACUCCUGGGAGAGGAGGACGAGGAUGUAGCCCGUGAACGGGAGCGGGUGGUCCAAGGAGCCACCCAGGGGGAUGUGUUGGUGCUGAGGAACUUGACCAAGGUAUACCGUGGGCAGAGGAUGCCAGCUGUUGACCGCUUGUGCCUGGGGAUUCCCCCUGGUGAGUGUUUUGGGCUGCUGGGUGUGAAUGGAGCAGGGAAGACGUCCACGUUUCGCAUGGUGACGGGGGACACAUUGGCCAGCAGGGGCGAGGCUGUGCUGGCAGGCCACAGCGUGGCCCGGGAACCCAGUGCUGCGCACCUCAGCAUGGGAUACUGCCCUCAAUCCGAUGCCAUCUUUGAGCUGCUGACGGGCCGCGAGCACCUGGAGCUGCUUGCGCGCCUGCGCGGUGUCCCGGAGGCCCAGGUUGCCCAGACCGCUGGCUCGGGCCUGGCGCGUCUGGGACUCUCAUGGUACGCAGACCGGCCUGCAGGCACCUACAGCGGAGGGAACAAACGCAAGCUGGCGACGGCCCUGGCGCUGGUUGGGGACCCAGCCGUGGUGUUUCUGGACGAGCCGACCACAGGCAUGGACCCCAGCGCGCGGCGCUUCCUUUGGAACAGCCUUUUGGCCGUGGUGCGGGAGGGCCGUUCAGUGAUGCUCACCUCCCAUAGCAUGGAGGAGUGUGAAGCGCUCUGCUCGCGCCUGGCCAUCAUGGUGAAUGGGCGGUUCCGCUGCCUGGGCAGCCCGCAACAUCUCAAGGGCAGAUUCGCGGCGGGUCACACACUGACCCUGCGGGUGCCCGCCGCAAGGUCCCAGCCGGCAGCGGCCUUCGUGGCGGCCGAGUUCCCUGGGGCGGAGCUGCGCGAGGCACAUGGAGGCCGCCUGCGCUUCCAGCUGCCGCCGGGAGGGCGCUGCGCCCUGGCGCGCGUCUUUGGAGAGCUGGCGGUGCACGGCGCAGAGCACGGCGUGGAGGACUUUUCCGUGAGCCAGACGAUGCUGGAGGAGGUAUUCUUGUACUUCUCCAAGGACCAGGGGAAGGACGAGGACACCGAAGAGCAGAAGGAGGCAGGAGUGGGAGUGGACCCCGCGCCAGGCCUGCAGCACCCCAAACGCGUCAGCCAGUUCCUCGAUGACCCUAGCACUGCCGAGACUGUGCUCUGAGCCUCCCUCCCCUGCGGGGCCGCGGGGAGGCCCUGGGAAUGGCAAGGGCAAGGUAGAGUGCCUAGGAGCCCUGGACUCAGGCUGGCAGAGGGGCUGGUGCCCUGGAGAAAAUAAAGAGAAGGCUGGAGAGAAGCCGUGGUGGUGAAA
Molecule: messenger RNA, 6815 nt
Organism: Homo sapiens (human)
Lineage: Eukaryota; Metazoa; Chordata; Mammalia; Primates; Hominidae
Gene: ABCA7
Product: ATP binding cassette subfamily A member 7
Exons: 47
Coding region: 228-6668 (2146 amino acids)
Biological process (GO): cholesterol efflux; transmembrane transport; phospholipid efflux
Cellular component (GO): plasma membrane; ruffle membrane; Golgi membrane
Molecular function (GO): ABC-type transporter activity; phospholipid transfer activity; ATP binding
Source: RefSeq, marked reviewed